Ipomoea triloba (trilobed morning glory) is the source of this 1794-nucleotide messenger RNA. RefSeq lists its product as uncharacterized. The transcript is spliced from 3 exons. Gene Ontology annotation, cellular component: endoplasmic reticulum. The coding region runs from base 1 to 1515 and encodes 504 amino acids. Gene Ontology annotation, molecular function: calcium ion binding. Gene Ontology annotation, biological process: endoplasmic reticulum calcium ion homeostasis. Lineage: Eukaryota; Viridiplantae; Streptophyta; Magnoliopsida; Solanales; Convolvulaceae. The record is from RefSeq and is a predicted model, not a curated record.
AUGGCGAGACGAUCGUCUUCUUCUCGGAUUAUCUCGCCGCUCUCCGUCUUCUUCAUCCCCCGAGGGGAUAUGCGCUUAUACCUAAUCGCUCUCAUCUCCGUCGUCUCCGUCCUCCUGCACCACCUCGCCGUCGCCUCCGCCUCCGAGCCUCGCCACUUCGAGGGUUUCGACGCCGAUGAAGUUGACGAGCUUCUCGAUCAGAACGACGCUUCAAUUUCCGAUCUCGAGCUACCUCCUCCGCCGACCACUACUCUCUCCGUCUCUGACCCCGCCGAAUCUCACCAUGGUCCUCCCGUGUCCAAUCCGGAUACUCCGAUCACGUCUCAGCCGUCAUCCGAUCAGAAACCCUCGUCCUCGUCGACUUCCUUUGAUUACUGGGACGAGGAUGAAUUCGAAGGGAUUCCGCAGCACGUGCCGCCCGAAUCUCCUGUAGUUACUGAAACUGUUACUUCUCCGGACUCAGAUCCGAGUUUGGAAGCGGAAGCUGAAUCGGAGCCGGCCGUCAAAAUCGCCAAGCCGUUGUCGUCUUACACAGUGGAGAUUGUGUGCGUUUCGUUUUUGAUUGUGUUCGUUAUUAAUUAUUUCACGGGGAAGAGAGAAAACGAGAAUAUUGCACUUGCUUGGGCCACUAAAUUUGCUACCAAGGACACGAUAUUCGAUAAAAAUUUCAGUUUAUUGGGCGUCGGAGAGACCGAUGACUCUCCGUUGUUGCUGAAAGAAGGGCAGAAUGUGUUCAAAUUCUAUGCAAGCGGCCGGAGAUAUUGCCAGGGACUGCUAGCUACUAUGGAGCUUAAGAGCAGGCAUGAUUUGAUCUCCAGGUUGUAUAAUAUGGUGGUCCCUUGCAAGGACGAGAUAACUUUCGAGGUGUAUAUGAAUGAUGAUUCCAUGGAUCAGGUGGUGCUUGCUGUGGCAAGGAAGAAAUUAGCCAAAUCAAUGCAGAAGGAGUUAAGGGAUCUGCAGAGAUUUGCUGGAUUGAUGGCACCUCCCAGUGGGAGGAAGUGGGUGACCGACGAGUUUACAGUGGUUUCUGAAUCAAAGGAGGUGGCUGGGGAUAUGAUUACCGAGGUUGUUCUUGAGCAGGUUUUUGGUGAAAAGGCAUUUGAGAAAUUUGGGAAGGGUUUCAUCUCAAUGCACUUCUCUGAUCAGCAUGUGGGCUCACAUAAGAAGAUGUUGGUAUUUAAGUUUGCUCUCCCCAAUGCUAAUAACAUGGCUGACAUGACUCGGCUGGUUGCUCUUAUACCGUAUUACAUUGACUUGGUUGGAAAAUACAAGCUGAGCCCACACGCUCGUUCAAAAACAGAUGCAACACGGACGAAGAUUGCACAAGACUUGUAUAAAGAACUUCAAAAUGCUAGGCAAGAAGCUAUGCAAAGGAAGAAGGCUGAGCAGCGAAAGAAGCUGGAAGAGGCUGAAGCUAAGCUAAGCGCCGAGGCUCUUCGCAAGAAAGACGCUAAAGAUCGCGCUCGUCAGCUGAAGAAGUCCAUGCCAAAGAUAAAGAUGACCCGUGCUCAUUAGAUCUGGAGUUCCUUCCAUAUGGUGCAUCUCUUAAUUUACUAUUUAAGUCAUCUGUGUGAUCUGUCAUCAAAGUUCCACCAUUUUGCCAUGGGAUUACUUCAUCAUUUAGGCCUAGAAGACCUGCUCUAAUCUUAAAUCUCAAUGAUUUUGUACCCCUAGUUAUAUUUGCUAAAGGCAGUCUUGAACAUUUGACAAACUUGGUAGCAAAUAAACAGUUACAGGUCUGUUACCUUAACACUUCAAUCGUCUUCCGGUAAACACUUGUCUAAUUCUCUAAUC